AUAUGUAGUAGCAGUUAGUUUGUAAAUAUUACAUUUGAUAAAGACACGGUGUUGUUGAAACAAUUGAACUUUUAGUUCUUAUUUAUUUUGAUAAAUGGAUUUUCAUCAAGUAAAAGCCACCUCAGUUCAAAUUAUAUAGAAUUCAAUGGUGCGCAUUGGUAUUGUCUUUUGUACUAUUGUCCAAAAACAAGUGUAGUGCCACAAAACAAAAAACAUACUUUUGUUAAUGUUUGAAAUCUUGAACUCCAUGAAACCUUAUCUUGGGAAACUAAAUUGCAAUUACAAUUUAUAUGAACUUUUAGUUCAUAUUUAUUUUGGACAUAUUAUUGUCUGGUCUUUUUUUUAUAAAAACGACUUCCCAUCGCUCUUACUGGCCGCACAUUUUUUCCUAAAACGCCCGGUAUUAAAUCGUCUUUCUUUUUCAGGCAUCGGGUACGAGACGGCUUUAGAUUUCGCGAAGCGGGGCGCAAAAGUGAUCCUCGCUUGUCGAAACGAAACCAAAGCCAAAAACGCGACCGAACGGAUAAUCCGCGAGAGUGACAACCCGAACGUAUUUUACGAGCUGGUCGACUUCGAAUCGUUGAAUUCCGUACGGGAUUUCGCGGCGGAAAUUAUCCGAACUCAACCAAAAUUGAACAUUUUGGUAAAUAACGCGGGCGCCGGCGUUCUGGGCGAUAGAUUAACCGAAGAUGAGCUCCAGAUCACUAUGCAAGUGAACUACUUCGCGCCCUUCUUGCUCACCAUGAUGCUACUAGACCUUCUGAAGGAAACGCCCGGUUCUAGGAUAAUAAACGUGUCCUCGUUGGCCGCUAUAUUCGGUUAUGUAAGCCUCGACAAUCUAAACUCGUUCUCUGGAGGAGAAUAUCACAUGUACGCCAAAAGUAAACUGUGCAACAUCUUGUUUACGCAAGAAUUAGCGUCGAGGCUAGGGAACACCGACGUCACGACGUACUCCUUGCAUCCGGGUUCCGUUUCCACCGAGCUUUUCAGGAAUAUGCCCGUUUAUUUCAAGCUUCCCGUGGAGUAUGUUUAUAUGAGCCUGUUUCGGAAGACGCCUUUGGAGGGAGCGCAGACCACGAUACAUUGCGCAGUACAAAAAGGUAUCGAGGAUCAAUCGGGUCAACAUUUCCACAACUGUCGAAGAUGGGCAAAAUACUUGAACGCGCGUAACCCAGAUCUAGCCAAGAAGCUGUGGAAAAAGACCGAGGAAAUGGUCAAACUGGACACGAGCAUCCUUUUAAUGCGCGCUGUCAUCGACAAGACUGUGGAAAAUGGUGUGGUUAGAUCUCAAAGUUAAAGAUGUACAUACAUACAUUUUUAUUUUUUUAAAAUUAACCUGCGUAUUUUUAUUUACCCUUAUUCGUCCUAACAAUCAACUAAAUCUGUAGAGAUAGACUUCCAGAGGACCUUUUAGAGCUUGAACAUUUAAAGAGCCUUUCAAACAGAUUUUAUGGGUACAUCUUUUACAUGAACCUUCAGAGGUGGAGCUUUUAGAUGUGUUUUUAUAGAGCUUUUAAAAAGAUUUUAGGGGUUUAAAAAGGCAUUUGCGAGAAAUGCAAUUAUGUGGGGUCUAUUUACUUUUACAGCUGGAGCUUUGAAAGGAGAUUUUAAAGAAUGAAUUGUCUAGAGCUUUGGGAGUUAAGGCGUUUCGAGAAGUUUUAGAGCUAGAGCUUUUAGAACUAAAUAUUGUAGAGUCUGAACUUUUAAAGAGCUUUUGGGAAUAGAACUUUCAGAUGCGUUUUUAGAGGUCUUGUCGAGGUAGAUAUAUUAAAGCUAUAGUUAUCCACCACAGGGCGAAAUUUCUGAGCAGAAAAAUACGCUUCCGCUUUAACUAACCCAAAUAGUCAACGGAAUAGAUUCCGCUUCCGCUUUUGCCUCUAAGUGUUCUAGAGAUAGAGAAUACAAGUUUUGACGUAAACAUGUCUUCUUCUUCUUCAAGUGCCUAUUCGUUCGGAAUAUUGGCUAUAAUGACCUCGUUUACGGUUGCUCUGAAUAAUUUAGUGGUUGUGCUGGAAU
Messenger RNA from Cylas formicarius (sweet potato weevil), 2016 nucleotides. RefSeq names its product retinol dehydrogenase 11-like. The record is from RefSeq and is a predicted model, not a curated record. NCBI's taxonomy places the organism in Eukaryota, Metazoa, Arthropoda, Insecta, Coleoptera, Brentidae. The transcript is spliced from 3 exons. The coding region runs from base 227 to 1297 and encodes 356 amino acids.